GAACGAGUCGGGCGCGCUGGAGAGCCGCCCCUUCCUCGGCCCCCAGGCGAGGUGUUUGUCUCCGGCGGCGCUGAGCUAGCGUGUGUGGCGCGGGUCCUGCCUCAGCUGGGAGAAUGGCCUCUUCAGGGGAACUUGAAAAUCACAAUGACUGCUUCGUAAAACUUUGCAAUCCACAUGUAGCAACCAUGAAAGAAGAUGUUCUCUACCAUUUCAACCUCAGCACCACCACACAUGAUUUCCCGGCUAUGUUUGGAGAUGUGAAGUUUGUGUGUGUUGGGGGAAGCCCUUCCCGGAUGAAAGCCUUCAUCAGAUAUGUGGCCUCAGAGCUGGGCCUUGACCGCCCAGGAGUGGACUAUCCCAACAUCUGUGCAGGGACGGACCGCUACGCCAUGUUUAAAGUGGGACCUGUGCUGUCUGUCAGUCACGGUAUGGGUAUUCCUUCCAUUGCAAUCAUGCUGCACGAGCUCAUCAAGCUGCUGUACCAUGCCCGGUGCUCCGGCGUCACCAUCAUCCGCAUCGGCACCUCUGGUGGGAUAGGUCUGGAGCCUGGCUCUGUGGUCAUUACCCGGCAGGCAGUGGACGCCUGCUUCAAGCCGGAGUUCGAGCAGGUGGUCUUGGGGAAGCGAGUUGUUCGGAGCACGGACCUGGAUGAGCAGCUUGCGCAGGAGCUGAUGCAGUGGUCCACAGACCUGAGUGAAUUCACCACGGUCGUGGGAAAUACCAUGUGUACCCUGGACUUCUAUGAAGGGCAAGGCCGUCUGGACGGUGCUCUCUGCUCCUACACGGAGAAGGACAAGCAGGAGUAUUUGCGGGCGGCCUACGCGGCCGGCGUCCGGAACAUUGAGAUGGAGUCCUCAGUCUUUGCUGCCAUGUGCAGCGCGUGUGGCCUCCGAGCGGCUGUGGUGUGUGUCACUCUCCUCAACCGCCUGAAAGGGGACCAGAUCAGCAGCCCUCACGAGGUGCUGGCCGAGUACCAGCAGCGGCCUCAGCGCCUCGUGGGCUACUUCAUCAAGAAGUGCCUCUCGAUGGCCUGAAGUCCCCUAAGUCUCGAAGAUGAGGUCAUAGUUGCUGGAAAUAAAAUCAUUGUCAAAAUCUC
This is a messenger RNA of Ceratotherium simum simum (southern white rhinoceros), 1096 nucleotides long. It is a transcript of the gene UPP1, whose product is annotated as uridine phosphorylase 1. The record is from RefSeq and is a predicted model, not a curated record. Gene Ontology annotation, cellular component: cytoplasm; cytosol. Gene Ontology annotation, molecular function: uridine phosphorylase activity. Lineage: Eukaryota; Metazoa; Chordata; Mammalia; Perissodactyla; Rhinocerotidae. Gene Ontology annotation, biological process: nucleotide catabolic process; uridine catabolic process.